CAAAAAAUAGAUUCAAGUCAGAUCUUUUCCGAAAAAAGAUAUUUUUGUGCAGCAUAAAUAAAUAAUGAAGUUUUCCAUUUAAAUUGAUUCAAAUAAUAACGAGAAAGUAAUAAAACUUUAGUUUUAUAAUUUAAAUCGUGGCUCUACAAAAAUAAAAUAUAUUUUUGAAGUUUACAAGUUGAAGUGGUAGUGGUAGAUUUUUGUAAAGAGUUUACUUCUUGCACUAUUCUCUUAAAUGUAAUGUAAUUUUAUUUACUUUGUUUCCUGUUUCUCUUUUAUACCGGAGGUAAAGUUUUUGCAAGUUACAGACAGUUAAAUAUUUAGUUUAUUCAAAUAUCAAUUAAUAAACAAUGGGUGGUUGUUCGGUAUUUGGAUGUAACAACUCAACACGAACAAAACAAACAAAUACAAGUUUCCAUAAAUUUCCUAAACGAAAUUCAAAGAUUUCAAAACAAUGGAUUGUAUUUUGCAAAAGAAAAGAUCUAAUUAAUAUUCAAAGUGCAAGAAUUUGCAGUCUGCAUUUUGUCAAAGAUGAUUUCAUAAAUAAUAUUAAAUUUGACAUGGGCUUCACAGCGUAUCGCAUGUUAAAACCGGAUGCAGUUCCUACCAUCUACUUGAAAGGAAAUUUUGAAUUUGAAUCAACAGAAUGUUCAAAGGAAAUAACGGCGGAACAAACCGAACAAAAUAAUCUUGAGAUUUCAGUUUCGAAACAAUUCGAUUCGGAAAUUUUAAUUGAAAAUGAGGAAAAUGAAUGUUUAAGUAAUGCCAAUGCUUCGGAUCCGUUAUCUUUAGAGAAAACAAAUCAGCUAUAUGAAGAAAUAAAAUUGUUACGUGCCGAAAAUGAAAUUUUAAAUUCAAAAUUGUCGAAAGCGGAAAAAACAAUAACAAGCUUAAGAACACGAAUAAAAGAACUGGAAAUCCAUCCAAAUAAUUGA
Episyrphus balteatus (marmalade hoverfly) is the source of this 935-nucleotide messenger RNA. RefSeq names its product THAP domain-containing protein 1-like. NCBI's taxonomy places the organism in Eukaryota, Metazoa, Arthropoda, Insecta, Diptera, Syrphidae. The record is from RefSeq and is a predicted model, not a curated record. The transcript has 3 exons. Bases 351 to 935 code for a protein of 194 amino acids. Gene Ontology annotation, molecular function: sequence-specific DNA binding.